AUGCUCGGCCGCACUGUCGGCGCGCUCGCCGCCCUGUCUCUCGGCGCAAACGCCAUUCUUCUCCCGCCUGGCAUCAGCAAGAUCUCCGAAUCGCGUGCUGGUGCUCUUGAACUUGCCCUCGAUCCCAAAUCUCAGGCUGUCAAGGUCCACUGUUCCGCAUGCGUCUUCCCAUCAACUCAGCAAGAGUCUACUCUGGAGAAAGGCGACGACGACAUCGUUUGGAUUCAAGGUGGCUCAAAAGAUGUACUCUUUAACUUUAGCAUUGCCGACAACGACAAGGACCUUCUGUUGAAUGGAGUCAAGAUCUACCCUGUCGAUGGCGGGUUCGCAUUCGACGAACCUACGGUUGGCCAGGUCCAGUCAUCAGCUUCGUUGGCCUCCAUCAAGAGCGACCCGGAGCAAGUCACCCCUCUUCGUGUCUCAUCCGCUGGCAUGCGUGUGCACGAGGAGACCAUCUCUUCUCUCAACGACAGGCUCGUCGUCAUCAACUACCAGGUCGGCCAGCUGGAGUCGCAGCCCAUGGCUCUUGACGCUGUCAACCUCAAGCUUCUCAAGGGCGCCGAAGGUUCGCUAAUGAUCAUCUCGGUCGAUGCUACUCCCUCAGAGCACGGUUUCGACAACCCUCUCGCUGGCGUACCUACUAAGGAAUGCGGCAUGCUCCCUGCUUCUCUCUGCAAGUGGAAGUCUGCCGUUGAGGACAAGAUCUCGAACUUCAAGCCCAGCAUGCCUCAUGCACUUGGCGGCUGUGGUGGUCGCAAGGAGCCUCAUAGACUGCCAGGCCACGUCAAGCCCCACUUCGAGAUGCACCCUGAUUUCGAAACUCGUCCUGAUCGCCACCACCCUCACCCCCAUGGUCCUGGUGCUCACCCUCGCCCUCACCAUCCCCACGGCCCCCACGGCCACCAUGGUCCUCACCAUCACAGACACCACCACUUCCUCCCCGCCUUUGUUCACGCUUUUGUUGCAGUCCUGAUUCCAGUCAUGGCUGGCAUAACCAUGGGCAUGUUCGUCAGUCUUAUUGGCAUGCUUGUUGGCCGCUUGAUCUCAUUCUUGUGGAUCAAGUUCGGACGCGGAGGUCAGCGUGGCUACGCUAGUGUUGCUCAGUCCGAAGAAGGCACCGAGAGCGCUGAGAAGGGCAUCGUUCUUGUUGAGAACGAUGUUGAGGAGGAGUCUCUACCCAAGUACGAAGAUGCUCCUGCCUACGACGAGAAGGAUCGUGAGUAG
Molecule: messenger RNA, 1224 nt
Organism: Aureobasidium namibiae CBS 147.97
Lineage: Eukaryota; Fungi; Ascomycota; Dothideomycetes; Dothideales; Saccotheciaceae
Exons: 1
Coding region: 1-1224 (407 amino acids)
Source: RefSeq, a predicted model, not a curated record